AUGACCAACGAUGCUUCACCGUUGGUGGCUCGGAACGGCGUUGAGAAUAACGACGAAAAAGAAUUGAAGAAUGAUGAUGACGUAAAAGUCACGAUUAUCGAUAAAUCGCAUGAGAUUGAAUCAACCAAAAAAUUACUCCAUGAACAACGACAAACCAAUCAUAUUCGUGUGCAAUGUCAAAAACCGCAAUCAUCAUAUAAAUCACUGUUCGGAUAUACACGAUUCGUUGUUUUAGUUGUAUCGUUAUUGUGCAUGACAGCUGCACGAGCCAAUGAGAUGUGCUUCAAUUUAACCGUUAUUUGUAUGACAUCCAAUUCAACUGUUCAAGGGCUUGAAAGAGUACCACUAACACCAACUGAUAUAUCGAUAGUGUUCGGUGGUGGCGGAACGGGUGCAUUUUUAUUUGCAAUACCCUUAGCAUAUUUACUACAUCGUUACGGCACUCGAAUCGUGUUCGGUUCCGUAUUAUUAAUAUCUUCAGCAGCAACUGCUUUAUUUCCAUUCACCACUCAAUACGGCGUUAUUUGGAUGGUUUCUGCUCGACUUCUUCAAGGUGUUGCCUUAGCAGCCGUCAUGCCAAUGUUAGGAUGUGUCAGUUCACAAUGGGCACCCAUCACUGAAAUUGGUAAUUUUGUCACAAUGCUCUCAACAGCGGGUCAAUUAUCGCAAAUGUUCACAAUGCCAGUGGCUGCACAAUUAUGCGUAAAAUCCGGAUGGCCUUCAGCUUAUUAUUUACAUUCGUUGAUCUCAUCUUCUCUAGCACUUUUAUUCAUCGCGUUCUAUCAAAACUCACCCUCAAAACACCCGUGCGUUUCUGAUAAUGAGCUCUAUCAUAUCACUGAAGGAGCUGACAGAAAACGUCGCCGAGAAGUGAAAGUACCAUAUCGCGAAAUCGCAACAAGCCGUUCAGUAUGGGCCGUGUGGAUCGGAUUUUUCGGCAAUGCAUGCGGUUUUCAACUCAUCGUUCAAUUUAUGCCGACAUAUCUGAACAAAGUACUUCGAGUGCCGAUUCAACGAACUGGAUUAUCAGCUUUCAUUCCACCUUUCGUUCAGUUGAUGGUGAAGAUGGUUGCUGGAAUUGCAUCUGAUCGAAUCACUUCUAUUAGCGAACGUCGUAAAUUACAACUCUUCAAUAGUUUAGCUUUGGGCGGUUGUGCAAUCUUCUUAAUGCCUCUUGGUUUCUUAACACCGCAAUAUUCGAGUAUUGCCAUACUCUGCUUCACAGUGAGUAUCAGUUGUAUUGGCCUGGUUACAGCUGGUUCCAUGAAAAGUGCUGCGCUUAUUGCAAAAACAUUCACGCAGUUUGUUAUGGCUGUUGUACAGCAAGUCGUAUGUUUCGCUAUGUUAUUCAUACCGUUUCUGGUGAAUUCAUUAGCGCCCAACAAUACAAUUGAAGAGUGGCGUUUACUCGUAAUCGUAAUAGCGGCGAUUCUAAUGACCACAAACGCAUUAUUUUGUCGUUUGUGCAGUGCUGAAGCAGAACCGUGGGCAAAAACACAACAGAAUGCGCACCAGUCAUCAACCACUCAGCUAACCAAAACGGUGGAUGAGCAAAACAGAUGA
Molecule: messenger RNA, 1563 nt
Organism: Anisakis simplex (herring worm)
Lineage: Eukaryota; Metazoa; Nematoda; Chromadorea; Rhabditida; Anisakidae
Source: the annotation of a GenBank genome assembly